AUGCCGACAUCUGCAGCCUUGCAGUUUCGAGCGAGGAACAUCCUUCUUGCAUCCAGCGAAGCACGGACAUUGAGGAGAUGCCGAUCUUGGACAUUUCUUGUCUCGCCCCCAACGAUUCUCCUACGACAUCUAAACACAUCCUCGCUACCCUGGUCGAAGAACAAUCGAUCCUAAUGAAG
Colletotrichum destructivum is the source of this 179-nucleotide messenger RNA. RefSeq lists its product as uncharacterized. The transcript has a single exon. The record is from RefSeq and is a predicted model, not a curated record. Bases 1 to 174 code for a protein of 57 amino acids. Lineage: Eukaryota; Fungi; Ascomycota; Sordariomycetes; Glomerellales; Glomerellaceae.